Cercopithifilaria johnstoni is the source of this 1227-nucleotide messenger RNA. Lineage: Eukaryota; Metazoa; Nematoda; Chromadorea; Rhabditida; Onchocercidae. The record is from the annotation of a GenBank genome assembly.
AUGGAUGUCGUUCGUAGUCUUUUACGAGCGAUCACACCAUUACCUGACGGUGAUGCGAUUGAUCGUAUUAAUUAUUGCUUUUCAACUACUAUUUUAGUCGUUCUAUCAGCAUUCAUUUCCGGAUGGAGUUUUGUUGGCUCACCGAUACAAUGUUGGUUUCCAGCUUAUUAUCGCGGAUGGUGGAUUGAAUAUGCGUUAGAUUAUUGUUUUAUACAAAAUACAUAUUUUAUACCAUUUACUGAUGUUAUUCCCGAUAAUUACUGGGAUAUUGCAGAACAUGUAAUUCCUAUACCAAAAAAUAUUACCCAACGUGAGGAGCGCCUAAUUGGUUAUUAUCAAUGGGUGCCAUUUAUUCUUGCACUUCAAGGUGUAUUAUUCUAUCUACCAGUCGUUUUAUGGCGUACAAUGUAUUCUAGCGUAGGUAUAAAAGUGGGCGUAAUUUGUGAUACAUGUAGUAUUCGAUCAAAUAUGGUCGCUCAAGAUCGAUCAAAAAAUUUGGAAAAAGUUGCGUCAUUUUUGACUUAUGAACAAGGCGUAUAUUCAUCAUUAGAUGGUAGAAUGCAUCGUCAUUUAUCAUCUGGUCGUUUUCUUAUCAGUGUAUAUUUGUUUAUGAAGUUACUCUUUGCUCUAAAUGCUUUAUUACAAUUUUGGAUUAUCAAGAAACUUUUGGGUGUGGAAAGUAUUUGGUGGGGUGCUCAGGUGUUUAAUGACUUAAUUCAAGGCUUAGAAUGGCCACAAACUGGCAAUUUCCCACGUGUCACAUUAUGUGAUUUCUCAGUGCGUGUACUUGGUAAUCUUCAUCGACAUACCGUGCAAUGUGUAUUAAUAAUUAAUAUGUUUAAUGAAAAAAUAUUUUUGUUAUUGUGGUUUUGGUUACUUAUCAUUUCUACUAUCAAUGUUAUAAGUCUUUUACAUUGGUUAUUUGGAAGCUUUAUGCAUAGUUCUGGACGAGAUAUGAUUGGCUUCUAUCUUGAAAAAAUUGAUCCAGCAGUUGCUCAUACAACACGUCGUCGUGCGUUACUCCAUGAAUUUAUUGCUGAAAAACUUCGUCCGGAUGGUAUAUUUUUGUUGCAAUUAGUAAAAGCUAAUUCAGGUGAUAUUGUCACCUGUGAAUUGAUCGCAACACUUUGGCAGAGUUUUAUAACAAAUCGCGUGAAUCCUCCACCAUAUACCGAACCAUUAUUAUCCGGUAAAGAAAAAAUUUCAGCAGAUGAAAGCGGAUUAUAG